AUGCCCCUGCUGCCCAGCACCAUGGGCCUGGCAGGCCUACUCUUCUGGGCAGGCCAGACAGUGAAUGCCUUGAUGCCCAAUGCCACCCUGGCAUUGGCCCAGACCGAGGGCACAGCUGUGUGGCCUCUGAGUGGCCUGGGGGUGCCCCGGUACCGGCGGAAACGCCACAUCUCUGCUGGGGACAUGAGUGCCUUACUGGAUUAUCACAACCACAUCCGGGCCAGUGUACACCCACCUGCGGCCAACAUGGAGUAUAUGGUCUGGGACGAGCGGCUGGCCAGGUCUGCCGAGGCCUGGGCCACCCAGUGCAUCUGGGCCCAUGGGCCCUCACAGCUGAUGAGAUACGUGGGCCAGAACCUCUCCAUCCAUUCUGGCCGGUACCGCUCGGUGGUGGAUCUCGUGAAGUCUUGGUCUGAGGAAAGGCGCCAUUACUCAUUUCCGGCCCCCAGGGACUGUCAGCCUCACUGCCCCUGGCGGUGCAGUGGCCCUGUCUGCUCCCACUAUACCCAGAUGGUGUGGGCUUCCUCCAAUCGGCUAGGCUGUGCCAUCCACACCUGUGGCAGUAUCAACGUCUGGGGCAACACCUGGCAUCAGGCAGUGUACUUGGUCUGCAACUAUGCCAUUAAGGGGAACUGGAUCGGCGAGGCACCAUACAAGAUGGGGAGGCCAUGUUCUGCUUGCCCUCCGAGUUACCAAGGUACCUGCAGUAGCAACAUGUGCUUCUCUGGACUCAAAUCCAAUAGGCUUCUGUGGUUUUAAAUUUUU
This is a messenger RNA of Nyctereutes procyonoides (raccoon dog), 765 nucleotides long. RefSeq names its product R3H domain containing like (gene R3HDML). Bases 1 to 759 code for a protein of 252 amino acids. NCBI's taxonomy places the organism in Eukaryota, Metazoa, Chordata, Mammalia, Carnivora, Canidae. The record is from RefSeq and is a predicted model, not a curated record. The transcript is spliced from 5 exons.